ACCACCAUCAAACACAGACACACAAGUCUUCAUUUAGUGGCUUCACCUGCAGAGUACGACAGGGCGCUGCAUUCAGCCAAGAUGACUUUUGUCAGCCAUUUCCACCAACUUCUGUCUGUUGCCCUGAUGUGGUUGAUGAACUGUCAGUUCUGCCUGUCUCAAGAAGUUGAGAAUACUACCAGCUACUUUGAUGACAUGGAUUACAACAACUACACUAUGGACUACAGUGCAUUUCCAGGGUUGUGUGUAAAAGAAGGCAACCGUAAGUUCCGUGGCUGGUUCAUGCCCACCUUCUACUCCGCCAUCUGCUUCAUGGGGCUAGUGGGAAACCUACUGGUCAUUCUGACCUACUUCUACUUCCAGCGCCUGAAGACCAUGACAGAUGUGUACCUGCUCAACCUGUCCUUUGCAGACCUGCUCUUUGCUCUGUCUCUCCCCUUCUGGGCGGCCAACUCCAUGGCUAAAUGGGUGCUGGGUGUAUUCGUGUGCAAGGCCAUCCAUGCUGUGUACAAGGUCAGCUUCUACAGCAGCAUGUUCCUCCUCUGCUCCAUCAGCGUGGACCGCUACUUCGCCAUUGCUAAGGCCAUCUCUGCUCACCGCCAUCGCUCCCAGGCGGUGGUUUUCAGCAAGAUAUCAUCAGGUGUGAUCUGGGUGAUGGCGCUCAUCUUCUCCAUCCCAGAAAUGGAAUACACCACUGUCAAUAACGACACCUGCACCCCUUUCUCCAGCAACAGUGACCCACUCCGUGUGAAAAUCCAAACCAGUCAGAUCGUGGUGGCCUUUGUCAUUCCACUGCUGGUCAUGAGCUUCUGUUACAGCAGCAUUGUCCAGACCCUCUGCCAGGCUCGCAACUUUGAACGGAAUAAGGCCAUCAAGGUGAUUCUAGUUGUGGUGGCGGUCUUCUUAGUCUGCCAGAUGCCCUAUAAUCUGGUCCUAUUUUGGACCACGCUUGUCACAGCAAAAGGUGGAACCAGUGACUGCAAGUAUGAAAACAAUCUGCUUUACGCCACCGAUAUCACCCAGUGUGUGGCGUUCUUGAGGUGCUGUCUGAACCCCUUUGUCUAUGCUUUUAUUGGUGUGAAGUUUCGCCAUGACCUUCUAAAGCUGCUGAAGGAUCUGGGCUGCAUGAGCCAGGAGAGGUUCUUCAGGUAUACUUGUGGCAGGAGGAGGAGCUCAGCAGCCACCGACACCGAGACCACCACCACAUUCUCUCCGUGACACUUCUGUGCUACAGACUAUAAGCUUUUCACAUUUUCCAAAUUCAACUGAGCAACUUAUAGACUGACAGCAGGACCAUCUCAAACCACACAAUACUUCUUACUUGUAUAUAGCAGAAGAUUUCAUAUAAGAUUUCAUAGUUUUGUGGUUUUUGAAGCCUUUUUGAUGUUUUUGUUCAAUUGAGUUUAUUCUAGACCUGGGCUAUCAAACUCAUUUUAGUUCAGGGGCCACUUUCAGCCCAGUAUGAUGUCAAAUAGCCUGGACCAGUAAAAUAAUAACCUAUUAAUGAUUUCAACUCCAAACUUUUCUGCAUGUUUUAGAG
Molecule: messenger RNA, 1540 nt
Organism: Sphaeramia orbicularis (orbiculate cardinalfish)
Lineage: Eukaryota; Metazoa; Chordata; Actinopteri; Kurtiformes; Apogonidae
Gene: ccr7
Product: chemokine (C-C motif) receptor 7
Exons: 3
Coding region: 82-1218 (378 amino acids)
Biological process (GO): inflammatory response; calcium-mediated signaling; positive regulation of cytosolic calcium ion concentration
Cellular component (GO): membrane; external side of plasma membrane
Molecular function (GO): chemokine (C-C motif) ligand 19 binding; C-C motif chemokine 19 receptor activity; chemokine (C-C motif) ligand 21 binding
Source: RefSeq, a predicted model, not a curated record